UGUUUGUUUGUGCGGACGGAUGGCCGCCGGCGAAGACAAUUGGUGUCAUCGGUGGCAGAGACCAUACUCUGGAGGGACGUCCAGAAGAGAGACAUCAACUUCGCUCGUCUUCGCACUUAUUGGCGAAUAAUUCGUCUGAAAGACAGAGGCGUUGAACACAACAUGAGGACCGAUAGAGUGGACCGACGGACCGAUGUGUUGGUCUAUAAGGCGGAAGUGAAUCGGACGACAACAUUGGGCGGCAUUAUCUUCCCAUUGAUUAGACAAAAUCAAGAAAUGGAGAAAAGCUUACGAAUAGCGCAGGAGUUGUCAAAUUUGAUCAUUUACUGUCGAGCCGUUCAGUUUGUUCCCAAUAAAGCCGGACAUUUCACCGAAAUGUCAUCAUUUCCUGAGUCCAAAGUGGAGAAGUUUUUGAGUCCAAACAAUAGUCAAGUGAAGCUAAUAAAGCACAACGAAACACAAUUUACUCGCGUUUACCCAAAAGGGGGUCGAAUUGAUUCAUCAAAUUACGAUCCCAUGAAGAUGUGGUUGAAUGGCAUCCAAAUGGCAGCUCUUAACUAUCAGACGCCCGACAGAGCCAUGCAAUUGAAUGGCGCAAAGUUUAGACAAAACGGUCGAUCGGGUUAUGUGUUGAGGAGUGAUCUCAUGUUUGACGAACACUUCAAUCCAUGCGAUAGGACUUCGCUUAAAGGCGUCGAAACGUUGUCUUUAACAAUAAAAGUAUUGGGAGCGAGACAUCUGAUGAAGUCUGGCAGAGGUAUCAUCUGUCCAUUGGUUGAGGUGGAGAUCGUUGGCACCGAUUAUGACGCCCACAAACAGAAGACCACUACUAUU
Medioppia subpectinata is the source of this 834-nucleotide messenger RNA. The record is from the annotation of a GenBank genome assembly. Lineage: Eukaryota; Metazoa; Arthropoda; Arachnida; Sarcoptiformes; Oppiidae.